Phyllopteryx taeniolatus (common seadragon) is the source of this 8248-nucleotide messenger RNA. It is a transcript of the gene nrxn1a, whose product is annotated as neurexin 1a. The coding region runs from base 673 to 5133 and encodes 1486 amino acids. NCBI's taxonomy places the organism in Eukaryota, Metazoa, Chordata, Actinopteri, Syngnathiformes, Syngnathidae. The transcript is spliced from 25 exons. The record is from RefSeq and is a predicted model, not a curated record.
UGUCUCCUUCCCUCUAUCACUCUCUCUCUCUUUCCCUCCAUGUUCUGCAUCUCUCCCUCUGUUCUGCGUCUGUCUCUCUUCUCCGUCACGUGACCAUCUCCCGUUCUCUCCGUGCGUGCGCGUGCGCGCGUGUCUUUCCUCUCUGCCGGAGCAUCAUCAUCAUCAUCAUCAUCCGACUUCACCUUUUCUUCCUCCCGGGAGCGGACCGAGAAACACCUCGUAGGUGGCUGGAGAGUGAUGACAAGGCACACCUGAUUUCAAGCACCCCGCACAUGCACUUCCGACCUUGCCCCCGCUAAGUAAGGAGGACGAGGAAGGGGAGAAUCCCGCAACGACCAUGUCAUUGCUCUCUAUUAGCGGCGUGUGAGCCGCACGCACACAUUGACGCUCGGUUCCGUGGAGAGUUUCCCGCAGGGGGGCGAGAGGGCCCGAUCGAGGCCGCAAAGAUGGAGUUGGCGCUCAGCGCGGGCGACAAACGUGCUCACCUGGCGCAAGACUGAGAGGGGAACGGCAGUCGAAGAUGAGAAAAGGCGCUUCCGCGUGAGCCCAGAGCACAAUCCAGGAAGCGGAGUCUUCGAUCGACAAAAGAGCGCAAUGAGGCAAGCUGCCCGGCUCUAGCCCCCCCUCCCCCCCAAAAGUGUGUGUGCGUGUGUGUGAGCAGCGAGCGCGUGUAUGAGUGUGAUGGCCAUGUGCGUCUGGGCGGCGGCCCCUCUGCUCUUCCUGGGCCUGUGCCUGUGCAGCGUGGGGGGCCAGGCCCAAGGCGAGGUCCUGGAGUUCGGCGGCGUGUCCAGCCAGUGGGGGCGCUUCCCCGUGUGGAACGCCUGCUGCGAGAGCGUGCUGAGCUUCAGCCUGCGGACGCGCAGCCAGGAGGGCCUGCUGCUCUACCUGGACGACGAGGGCUUCUGCGACUUCCUGGAGCUCCUGCUGCUGCGCGGCCACCUCCGCCUGCGCUUCUCCAUCUUCUGCGCCGAGCCCGCCGAGCUGCAGUCGGGCGUGGCGGUGAGCGACGGGCGCUGGCACGCCGUGCGCGUCAAGCGGGACUGGAAGAACACCUCGCUGGAGGUGGAUGGGCGGCUGGAGGGCUGGGCGGAGGUGAAGAGCAAGCGGAGAGACAUGACGGUGUUCAGCCACACCUACGUGGGCGGGGUGACGGCGGAGCUGCGUGCGUCGCCGUUGCGCCUGACCGCGCCGUCGGUGCGCGACCACCCCGCCUUCCGCGGCUGGAUGGGGGCGGUCAGCAUAAACGGCUCGCUGGCCACGCUGGACGCCUCCGAGGGCGUGACUGUGACGGCGGGCUGCGGGCCGGACCACCGCUGCCAGAACGGAGGGGUGUGCAGCCUGGUGGACGACCGGGCCGUCUGCGACUGCUCCGACACCGGUUACCAAGGCGACGACUGCAGUGAAGAGCGCAGCGACACGCCAGGUCUGGCACACCUGAUGAUUGGCGACCAAGCACGCGAUGACUACGUGGCCACCUUCAAGGGCUCCGAGUUCUUCUGUUACGACCUGUCGCCCAACCCCAUCCAGUCGAGCAGCGACGAGAUCACGCUGUCGUUCAAGACGCUGCAGCGCAACGGGCUGAUGCUGCACACGGGCAAGUCGGCCGACUACGUCAACCUAGCGCUGAAGAACGGCGCCGUGUCGCUGGUCAUCAACCUGGGCUCGGGCGCCUUCGAGGCCCUGGUGGAGCCCGUCAACGGCAAGUUCAACGACAACGCCUGGCACGACGUCAAGGUCACCCGCAACCUGAGACAGCACUCAGGCAUUGGACACGCUAUGGUGACCAUCUCGGUGGACGGCAUCCUGACCACCACGGGCUACACCCAGGAGGACUACACCAUGCUGGGGUCCGAUGACUUCUUCUACGUGGGAGGGAGUCCCAGCACGGCUGACCUGCCAGGCUCCCCAGUCAGCAACAACUUCAUGGGCUGUUUGAAAGAGGUGGUGUACAAGAAUAACGAUGUGCGACUGGAGCUGUCUCGACUCGCUAAACAAGGAGACCCGAAGAUGAAGGUGAGCGGCGUGGUGUCCUUCAAGUGCGAGAGCGUGGCCACGCUGGAUCCCGUCACCUUCGACACGCCCGAGUCCUUCGUGGCGCUGAGCAAGUGGGCGGCCAAGAAGGCGGGCUCCAUCUCCUUCGACUUCCGGACCACCGAGCCCAACGGCCUGAUGCUCUUCAGCCACGGGAAGCCCAGGCAGAUUCAGCGCAAGGACCCCCGCACGCCGCCCACCGUCAAGGUGGAUUUCUUCGCCAUCGAGAUGCUGGACGGCCACCUUUACCUGCUGCUGGACAUGGGCUCAGGCACCACCAAGACCAAGGCCAUCGACAGGAAGGUCAAUGACGGGGAGUGGUACCACGUGGACUUCCAGAGGGACGGGCGCUCAGGGACCAUCUCAGUGAACAGCGUGCGAACGGCGUACACGGCGCCCGGCGACAGCGAGAUCCUGGACCUGGACGACACACUUUAUCUCGGCGGUCUUCCCGAGGACCGCGCCGGGCUCAUCUUCCCCACAGAGGUGUGGACGGCGCUGUUGAACUACGGUUACGUGGGCUGCAUCCGCGACCUGUUCGUGGACGGCCAGAGCAAAGACAUCCGGCGGCUGGCCGAGGCCCAGCGGGCGGUGGGCGUCAAGCCCUCGUGCUCCCGCGAGCUGCCCAAGCAGUGCCUGUCCAACCCGUGCCAGCACAACGGCGUCUGCCGGGAGGGCUGGAACCGCUACGUCUGCGACUGCUCGGGCACCGGAUACCUGGGACGCUCCUGCGAGCGAGACGCGACCAUCCUGUCGUACGACGGCAGCAAGUUUAUGAAGGUGCAGCUGCCCAUGGCCAUGCACACGGAGGCGGAGGACGUGUCGCUGCGCUUCCGCUCCCAGAGGGCCUACGGCGUUCUCAUGGCGACCACGUCCCGCAACUCUGCCGACACCCUGCGGCUGGAGCUGGACGGCGGCCGCGUGCGCCUCACUGUCAACUUAGACUGUAUCAGGAUAAACUGUACCGCCAGUAAAGGCCCAGAGACCAUCUUUGCGGGCUCGGGUCUCAAUGAUAAUGAGUGGCACACGGUGCGGGUGGUCCGGCGCGGCAAGGGCCUCAAGCUCACCGUGGACGACCUGCAGCCCGUCGAAGGUCAAAUGGCGGGCGACCACACGCAGCUGGAGUUCCACAACGUGGAGACGGGCAUCGUGACGGAGAAGCGCUUCAUGCCGGCCGUGCCGUCCAAUUUCAUCGGGCACCUGCAGGGCCUGGCGCUCAACGGCAUGCCCUACAUCGACCUGUGCAAGAACGGCGACAUCGACUACUGCGAACUCAACGCCGUCAUCGGCUACAAGAGCAUCGUCGCCGACCCGGUCACCUUCCGGUCGCGCUCCAGCUUCGUCACGCUGCCCACGCUGCAGGCCUACUACUCCAUGCACCUCUUCAUGCAGUUCAAGACCACCUCGCCCGACGGGUUGGUCCUCUUCAACCGCGGCGACGGCAACGACUUCAUCGUGGUGGAGCUGGUUAAAGGAUACCUUCACUACAUUUCCGACCUGGGCAACGGGGCCCACCUGAUCAAGGGCAACUCCAACAGCCCCCUCAACGACAACCACUGGCACAACGUGCACAUCUCCCGAGACACCAACAACCUCCACACGGUCAAGAUCGACACCAAAGUCACCACGCAGACCACCAUGGGCGCCAAGAACCUCGACUUGAAGGGUGACCUGUACAUCGGGGGCGUGUCCAAAGAGAUGUACCGAGACCUCCCCAAGCUGGUGCACUCGCGCGAGGGCUUCCAGGGCUGCCUGGCCACCGUGGACCUGAACGGCCGGCUGCCCGACCUGCUGGCGGACGCCCUGGCCACCAUGGGGCAGGUGGAGCGGGGCUGCGAAGGUCCCAGCACCACGUGCCAGGAGGACUCGUGCUCCAACCAGGGCGUCUGCCUGCAGCAGUGGGAGGGCUUCACCUGCGACUGCAGCAUGACCUCGUACGCCGGACCGCUGUGCAACGACGCCGGCACCACGUACAUCUUCGGGCGCGACGGCGGCGUGGUGGUCUACACGUGGCCCCCCAACGAGCGCCCCAGCACCCGGGCCGACCGGUUGGCCCUGGGCUUCAGCACGCAGCAGAAACACGCCGUCCUGCUGCGUGUGGACAGCGCGUCCGGCCUGGGAGACUACCUGCAGCUGCAGAUAGACAAGGGCAACAUCCGCGUGGUGUUCAACGUGGGCACGGACGACAUCAACAUCGACGAGAGCUCCAAGUUCGUCAACGACGGGAAGUACCACAUCGUGCGCUUCACGCGCAGCGGUGGCAACGCCACGCUGCAGCUGGACGACCUGCCCGUCAUCGAGCGCUACCCCUCAGGCAACAUUGAUAACGAGCGCCUGGCCAUCGCCAGACAGCGAAUCCCCUAUCGGCUCGGUCGAGUAGUUGACGAUUGGCUACUCGACAAAGGUCGGCAGCUGACCAUCUUCAACAGCCAGACGACGGUGCGCGUGGGCGGCGGCGAGCGACGCGCCGGAAUGUUCCAGGGCCAGCUGUCGGGCUUGUACUACAACGGCCUGCGCAUCCUCAACAUGGCGGCCGAGGGCCACCCGCACAUCCGCGUGGAGGGCAGCGCCCGGCUGGUGGGCGACAUGCCGUCCUCCUCCAUCACGCCGCAGUCCAGCGCCGCCGCCGCCGGCGGGGGCAACCGCUCCGACUCGUCGCCCGCCGGCGGAGACGUGACCGCCACCACCGCCAGCAACAGGAAGCAAGGAGCCACGCAGCAGUCGGCGGACGACAUCCUGGUGGCGUCGGCGGAGUGUCCGAGUGACGACGAAGACAUCGACCCGUGCGAUCCCAGCUCAGCACGUCCCCCCUUGCCCGAGGUGAAGGUGUUCCCAGGCCCGUCAGAGGUGGUGCGCGAGAGCAGCAGCACCACGGGCAUGGUGGUGGGCAUCGUGGCGGCGGCGGCCCUGUGCAUCCUCAUCCUGCUCUACGCCAUGUACAAGUACCGCAACCGCGACGAGGGCUCGUACCACGUGGAUGAAAGCCGCAACUACAUCAGCAACUCGGCCACGCAGCCCAACGGCAGCGCCAAGGACAAGCCGCUGGGCAUCACCAAGCUCUCCAAGAACAAGAAGAACAAGGACAAGGAGUACUACGUCUAACCUUUACGUAUAUAUAUAUAUAUAUAUAUAUAUAUAUAUAUAUAUAUAUAUAUAUUCCCAAAAAAACUGAAGGCUCAGUGUACAUAAAUAGGUAUAUUCUCCCCAACAAGAAACACACACACACACGGACAUGUUUACACACAUUCAAGCAGAAACACAAACACGAACUGCUUUAAAGGGACAAAAUGUACAAAACGAGCAGAGCCUCAGGACCAGGCUCCUUUUCUGACGCACCAUGGAGAUAAACGCAUGAAAGCGGCAGGCCACGCCCACCAGCGACAAGUCGCGGGAUUCGGCGCUUAAAAAUGUCAGUCGUCCACUUUUGGGAUUUUACAAUCCCUCCGGCCAUCCGGUUUCUAUCGCGCUUGUUGUCAUUAGGGGUCGCAGGUGUGCUGGAGCCUAUCCCCGCUGACUUUGAGUACUGGUCGCCAGCCAAUCACAACCAGGGCACAUUUAGGCAAACAAUUGACAGCUAUGGUCGAUAUCGAAUCUUCAGUGAAGCUAACUCCAGAAUCAAACCCAGAACCUGUGGACUGUGAGGAUGGCAUGCUAACCACUAGCCCCCACCGUGCUGCGACUUUUACAAUCCUUCAACGCAAAACGAGGGCGACGUGAAACGAAAUCGUCAUGUGCAGUCCAGCACAAACGUUGUAGUACCGAGACGGGCCUGUAGAGGCAGCAUGGUGCCACUGAGCAAGGACGAGUACAAGAAGAAACAGAAGAAGCGAGAUGAACUGUUAGCUUAUCUGCUAACAACAUUACGGUUGCAAACUGGCAAAUGACUUUAGUGAGAUGUUAUACAAACACUACCAGUUGCUCCUCUAUCUGCUUGCUGAUUGGCUAUCGUUUUUGGUGUUGACCACACUCAUAAAGAUUUGUGAUUGUAAAUAUUGAACACAUUUUACAUUUUCAAUAGUGGGCCGUGACUGUUUUCAGAGCAGAUCAGGGAGGGGGGAAAUAAUCACUCAUGACACACCCCACACCACAGGAUAAUCGCUCAGGAUCAUCAAUCAGAAACAUCUGGGAAUCUGGCCUUGGCAGACUUUUUAUCAGCAAGGGAGGGAAAGGUGCUCAGCUCUGGCUCGAUUGUCAGAUUGGUGUAGCCAGCCUUACUAGGUUGCGCUGUCGACCACACACAUGGAAGGUUUAGUGAUUAUUACUAUUGUACAGGUUUAACAAUUACGAUUUUCCAAGCAGAUCAUUGAGGGGAAAAAAAAUCCUUCUUAACACACCACAGGAUAAUCGCUCAGUAAUCGGGCCUUUGCUGAUUCUGAUUGCAAAGGAUGUAAAAUGCUGUGUGUGUAUGUAGCCCACCUAGCUCAAGUAUUUGUGAUUAUAAAUAUUGAACAAGUUUAACAUUUACGAUUUUCCAAGCAAAUCAAGGAGGAAAAUUCCCUCUUUACACACCACAGGAUAACUUUUCAAGCUAAUCUUUCAGAGACACCUGAUAAUCUGGCCUCUGCUGACUUUGAUCACAAGUGAGUGGAAUUGGCCCGAUUAUCCAUAUGUGUGUACCCGUUUUCGCAGUAUCGCAGUAAAUAUCGGACCGAGCGCCCUCAGCGCAGCCAUCCUUUGAUGUUCCAUUCAUAUCGUAUUCCAAACAUCACGUUGACGACUGACAUUUUUAUUCCUUUGCGGACAUGAAGCACAUACGGAAAAAAAGUGUGUGUGUGAGUGAGUGAGUGAGAGACGGUGUGUAGCGGGAGCACCAAAAACAAAAAAAAUCAAACGCAGCAAGAUGAUCCGAGCCCUUUCGAGUAUCUUCCCAACGACAGCAACAAGAAAAGGAAGAAGCACACGAGCGCCAGGACGGGGAAUCAGGGUGCGGCCGCCAAAGCCGGCGGAUGAUUAGUUUCUGACGGAAAAAGUGUGGGACAUUUGAGCCCUGGCAGACGUCACAUGCUACCUACACACUCAACACGCGAGGACCUGCACUUUCUCCAAAAGACGACAACGAUGAGGAAGAAGUACUGACUCUCUGGGGAGUGGUUUGUCAUUGCACGUGAAAUUCUGGAUUUGUACCGCAGACAUGCGGAGACGCCCUCCGCCAUCUUAGAUUCCAAGAGACAAAAUGUCCACCACGGAGCCUGUGGGGAAAACUUGGGUUGACGCCAUUGGCUCUCGCCUCCUUUUUGUCUUUUUUUGUGCCCCCCAACGCGAUAUACAGUUGUACCUUGACCUACGAGUAGAAUCAUGUGUAUCUCAAAUCAUCUUUCCCCAUUGAAAUGAAUGGAAAUGCCAUUAAUUCGUUCCAAUCCCCCCCAAAAAAUGUUAUAGCCUUUUUUGUUUUUUGCCAAGAAAAAUUGCUUACAUACAUAAAUUACAUUACAGAGAUAAAUAUUAUUGUAAUGUAUUUUAACAGCAAAUUGAAUUUGAAAUCAGAAGUCCUGGAAAAUAGUGACAACAAAAUAAGUCCUUGCUCGUGAAUUUCAACAGUGGCGGGUAGCACCGCCACUCCCGCUAGCCACUGGCGGGGAAAAGUUUAUGUCAGCAAACCUGUUGACGAAUAUAUUUUGAUCGGGAAAAUGUUCACGCAGCAGAACUAAAGAAAGAAACAAACCAAAUCUGUGGCUUGUUAAAAUGCUGAGCGGCCUCGUUAACUGCGGGUGAAAAUGUGGCUUGUGAAUUUGACGCACCGCAGACAAGAAGCGCGUCGUCAACAACUCUGCCAAAUAACACGGAGCGAAAAAUCGACAGAGCGGAAAACUGGCAAGUUGCGUCACUUGUAAGUCAAGGUACGACUUCGUAUCCACUCGUAUAUCGGUGCCAUAACGCAAGUUCUCCAGUUCUUCCACGCGAUGCAUGCCGGCAGAACGCGACGAAAAGCAAGUGCGCGUGUGUGCGCGUGUGCGAGACCACCCCACUGUCCGACCCGUCGUCCUUAUCUUUUUUGUUUUCCUUUCCCCUGCUUCAUAUUCUCCGUAAGGCUUCUCUUCAUCUCUCUUCUUCAUCUUCGACCAUGCUAUGAUUUUUUACAUGUGUACACUUUUUCUACAGUAUUUUGCGUUGAUUUUUAUUGUUACGGUUCUUUGAUGAACAUAAAAAGUGGAAAUUUAUUAUGGGGAAAAAAAAUAGUUUUGAAGAUUAAUGAGUAAAUAAAAUAUUACCCAAGUGA